Cynoglossus semilaevis (tongue sole) is the source of this 1509-nucleotide messenger RNA. RefSeq names its product aldolase b, fructose-bisphosphate (gene aldob). Gene Ontology annotation, molecular function: fructose-bisphosphate aldolase activity. The record is from RefSeq and is a predicted model, not a curated record. The coding region runs from base 252 to 1346 and encodes 364 amino acids. Gene Ontology annotation, biological process: glycolytic process. The transcript is spliced from 9 exons. Lineage: Eukaryota; Metazoa; Chordata; Actinopteri; Pleuronectiformes; Cynoglossidae.
GAUGCUGCAUCCUUCAAACAUGUGACAUAGACCAGACCAAUUACGAUACCGGGCUGACCCACGCCCCACACAUCAGGAGCGACUCCUCCUCUUCUUUCUCCUCCUUUCGCUCCAACCCCUCCUCCCUCUCCUUGGCCUGGAACAGCAGAUAAAUUGAGGCAGUCGAGUACAACUCGUUCUUCUCGCUGUCUGGGAGGCUGCUGAAGCUUUGUACCGUUGUUUCCUGCCGUUGUUUGAUCCAAACUUUCAGAAUGACUCAUCAGUUCCCAUCCCUCUCUCCGGAGCAGAAGAAGGAGCUCUCUGACAUUGCUCAGAAGAUUGUAGCUCCAGGAAAGGGAAUCCUGGCUGCAGAUGAAUCAACAGGAACCAUGGGGAAACGUCUCCAGAAAAUCAACGUGGAAAACACGGAGGAAAACCGCCGCUGCUUCCGCGAGCUUCUUUUCUCCACUGACCCCUCUAUCUCUAACUGCAUCGGAGGAGUUAUUCUGUUCCACGAGACGCUCUACCAGAAAUCUGACAGUGGCAAGCUCUUCCCCCAAGUCAUCAAGGACAAGGGCAUUGUUGUCGGUAUUAAGGUUGACAAAGGCACGGCUGGUCUGAAUGGAACAGAUGGAGAGACGACAACACAGGGACUUGAUGGUCUGUCAGAGCGAUGCGCCCAGUACAAGAAGGACGGCUGUGACUUCGCCAAGUGGAGGUGUGUCCUGAAGAUCUCUGACAGCUGCCCGUCAGCUCUUUCCAUUGCAGAGAACGCCAACGUCCUCGCCAGAUACGCCAGCAUCUGCCAACAGAAUGGCCUGGUGCCCAUCGUGGAGCCAGAGAUUCUGCCUGAUGGAGACCAUGACCUGCAGCGCUGCCAGUAUGCCACAGAAAAGGUUCUGGCUGCUGUGUACAAGGCUCUCUCUGACCAUCAUGUGUACCUGGAGGGCACUCUGCUGAAGCCCAACAUGGUCACCGCUGGACACUCCUGUACCACAAAGUACACCCCUCAACAGGUGGCGAUGGCAACAGUCACCGCUCUGCUCCGCACUGUCCCUGCUGCUGUGCCAGGCAUCUGCUUCUUGUCUGGAGGCCAGAGCGAGGAAGAGGCCUCCCUCAACCUGAACGCCAUCAACCAAGUCCCGCUGAAACGCCCCUGGAAACUGAGCUUCUCCUACGGCCGUGCUCUUCAGGCCUCUGCUCUUGCGGCCUGGUUGGGCAAAGCUGAGAACAAGAAAGCCGCACAGGAAGCUUUCUGCAGCAGGGCAAAGACCAACGGCCUUGCUUCCAAAGGAGAAUACAAGCCCACAGGCACAGCUGACCAGGCCUCCAUGCAGUCUCUGUACACAGCCAGCUAUGUCUAUUAAAUACUGUGAACAUUACCCCCUCCACCACUAUCACAAAAAAAAAAAUGCACAAGGACCAAAUGCUUCUCCCAGUAUGACCAACAGCAGGGAGACUUUGCUAUGUAAUAGUGUUUGUCUACGCAGUGAAAUGAAAUGACUGGAAAUAAAUUAACUGACCAAAGAA